CCCUGGUGCGCCCUGACUGCCGUCCGGGCUGAUCCUCUUUCUCCCUCGCAGGAUCUGGAAGAGCAGCCCCGAGGACCAGCGUGGCCAGAGAUUGAGCGUCCCCAGGAUAGAGGCUGGGGUGCCUCAGACCAGAAGCGGAGAUGGGGAGAAAACUGGACCUGUCCAAGCUCACGGAUGAAGAGGCUGAGCACAUCUGGGGGGUCGUGCAGAGGGACUUCGACCUCCGGAGGAGAGAAGAAGAGAGACUAGAGGAGUUGAGGGGCAGGAUCGAGAAGGAAAGCUCCAAGAGGGAGCUGCUGUCCGACACGGCCCACCUGAAGGACACCCACUGCGCCCGCUGCCUGCGGCCCUACCGGCUCCUCGUGGGCAGCAGGAGGCAGUGCCUGGACUGUGGCCUUUUCACAUGCAAAAGCUGCAGCCAUGUGCACCCCGAGGAGCAAGGCUGGCUCUGUGACCCCUGCCACCUGGCCAGAGUCCUGAAGGUCGGCUCGCUGGAGUGGUACCACAAGCCCCUGAGAGCCCGCUUCAAGCAGUUCGGGAGCGCCAAAGUGAUCCGGUCCCUCUGCGGGCGGCUGCAGGGUGGCGGUGGGCCUGAGCCAAGCCUGGCAGAGAGGAGUGGAGACAGCGAGGAGACAGAUGAGGAUGGGGAACGGGGCACCGAGGCCCAGGCCCGGCCCCCCGGCAGCAGAAAAAAGCGCCUCCUCUCCUUCCGCGACGUGGACUUCGAGGAGGACUUGGACCCCGCCUCCCAGGCCUGCCAUCAGCCCCGGAGCCUGUCCUCAGUCCCUGUGGCUGCGGCCUCCCCGAAGCUCCUCUCAGGAGAGCCCUGCUCAGAGGACGCGGCCUCCCAGGAGGAUGCUGUCCCGGGAGAGGCUCAGGCUGGGGCCUCAGGCUGCCACCCCUGUCCAGAAGAGCAGCCGGACAGCACCUCGCCUACCGGACAGGACGCCCUUGCAGAGCUGCGCCUGCCCGGAGACUCCCCGACGACGACCGCGGGGACGGCUGCUGCGCUAGGGACAAAGCUCAUCAGGAACGAGCAGCCGCCCUCACAGUACCUGGCUGACGUGGACAGCUCUGACGAAGACAGCUCCUGGACCAGCAGGCCGGCUGCCCAGCAGUGCAGACGGAGAGGCCCGGCCGCAGCUCAGAGUCAGAUCCUCCAGCUGAGUAAGCGUGUGGCGGCCGUGGAGCACCUGCUGGUCCGCCUGGAGAACACGGUCGUGCCUCCCCCAGCCAAGGGUCUAGCUGCACACACAGAGGCGGACAGAGAGGAGGAGGUCCUGAGGAGGAAGCUCGAGGAGCUGACCAGAAACAUCAGCGACCAGGGCACCUCAUCCGAGGAGGAGGGGGUUGAGGAAGAAGAGGCCCAGCUGGAUGGGGCCACACCCACCAGGGUGCUCCCCAGGGCAGCCCCAGAGGUGUGCACAGCCAUAGAUGCCGAGGAAAGGAGCCCCAGAAAUCCCGUCCCGUCCAGCAGGACCACGGAUGAGGAGCUGUCGGAGCUGGAGGACAGAGUGGCCAUGACAGCCUCCGAAGUUCAGCAGACGGAGAGUGAGGUUUCAGACAUUGAGUCCAGGAUCGCAGCCCUGAGGGCCGCGGGGCUCACGGUGAAGCCCUCAGGGAAGCCCCGGCGGAAGUCGAACCUGCCGAUACUCCUUCCUCGAGUCGCUGGGAAACGUGGCGGGAGUCCAGAGGAUCCGAGCAGAGACCCUGGGAACAAGGGCAAGGUGACGGCGCCCUGCCUUCCCAGGGGGGGGUGCUCCCCCAGAGCUCCAGGCAAGGACGAUGUUUCUUUUGAUCGGAAAUCCGCCUACUGCGGUUCCCUGACACAGAGAAACCCCAACGGGAGGAAAGGCGUGGCCAACCACCUCUUCGCGAAACCCGUGAUGGCUCACCAGCCUUGAACGGCGAGGUCCCUGGGCCCAGGACAGAGCAGCUGGGCAGCCACACUGUGCCUCCGCACAGCCAUUGUCCCCCACGGGCUCUGGGCUUUCUGCUACACAGUCACCCUCCCAGAGAGAAACCAGAAGAAACGUUGGUCAGUGCAGGGCCCGCAGGCCUCAGCGCCUGCCCAGGUCACUGACCAGGGCCAGGCGCCCUGCCAGCCUCUGACCUGUGAGACACAGCUGAGCAGAUGUGCUGUCCUCCAGGACAAGGCUGCCAACCCAGAGGGACACCCAGAAGCCCUCUCCCAUGUGACCCGACCCUCCACUCCUGCUUUCUGUGCUGCUUCGUGCGUGGAGCAGGAGACAGGCCUUGCGGGGAGGCCACGGCCAGGCACGUGUUCCUGCGGGCAUGGAGCGGGGCGAGGGCGGGCGCGUGUCUGUGUGGGGUGGCUGGAAAUUGGGCAUCAGGACAAGUGACUGAAGGCACCACCCACUGAAUGCUGAGGGCGUCCCCCUCGCUCGGCCCCGCUCUGCAGUUCCUCAUGGUCCACAGGCAGGAGAGGCACACUGCUCACCACCAGGACGCCCUCUCGAAGGUGCCACCCUCCUGGCAUCACCCCUGGGGCCUCUGGGGACUGUCCUUGUAGACAACUCGCACUUCAGACCCGGCUUUCUAACUCACAGUGUGAGCACUUGGAAAUUUUCUCAAGAACUCGGAUUUUGGCAACAUCUGCCUCAGAAACGGCUGUGCUGACAAGUUCCCUGGCGCCUGGCCAUUCACCACAGUGCCCAGUCCCCUCUUCCCAUCAGGGGGUGGGCGCCCUCCUAGGGCCCCAGAAGAACCCCACAUUUAGGACACAUGCAAGCCAAAGCCACAAACACUGGUUUUCUCCAGGAAAAAGCGUGGUCAUUCCACUCAGAAACACGCUUACGGAGCCGGCAUUCACCUCCUGUGGCCACCACGACAGAGCACACCGCUGGACAGCAUGUGAUCGGUCACUGUCCUAGGUCAGGGGGCCAGAAGUCCAAACCGCAGCAUGGGCAGGGGCGGCCCCCUCCGAGCUUCCCACCCAGUCCCCUCCUGGCUCCUCCGACUUUGGCGUCCCAGCUCACAGCUGCAGCCCUUGGUCUCUGCCCCACCUUUCCUGUGUCUGUGUCUGUCCCCUUCUCAUAAGGACCCCCAUCAUGGGACUUGGGACCCAUCUCAAUCCACUGUGACUUCCUCAACUGGUUACAUCUGCAAAGAUCCUAUUUCCGUGUGAGGCCGUAUUCUGAGCUUCCACAUGAACCUGAGCUGGAGGGGCACCACCUGACCUCACAGGACACCAGCCUUGCCACACGUUCUCCAUGAUGAGGGUGAAAGCUCAGGCUCUCCAGGUGGGGGACCUGAGAAUAGGGUGGGCUCCUCCUGGGAACCUCCCCAGCCUGGGGCUCUUUUCAUUGCAAGGAGCAGAAAUCCACUCAAACCAGCCCAAGUGAGAUACUGGGGCAGCAUGGGGCUUCCUCCAGCCUUGGGAAGCCCAGCGGCCUGGCCGGGCCCUCACCGCCCGCCACCUCCCUGUGCCCCCUCUGUCCCUCUUGACUGGCAGCCGCUCCUCAGACUUUCAGAGUGCCCCCUGGCUCUUCAGGCCCAGCUCUCCGUGAAGACCCACCCCUACACCACGGCUCCCUGUUCCAGACAACAGAGAGAAGGCACCGGGCCAGCCUCGUCCUCAGAGUGGCCAACCUACAGGUGGCCUGUGCCAGAUGAAGGCCUCUCAGCAGGGGCGGCAGGCUGUGUUGGCCUGCUUGUGUGUUAUGAGGACCCACGUUCGGGUCUAUCAUUCUCCCAUUUCACACAACGGGUUUCAGAAUCAGGACUGCAGAGCCUCCAGGGGCUGAGGCCCUGCCCAGGACACACAUCUGUUGUGAAGAAGUUGCCAGUAAGAGAUGCAGCCAGGGGCCACACCCGGCUCAUGCACCCACUGUGCAUGGCCCACGCUGGGUUGCCCGGCGGCCCCUGAGACCGAGGGCCACAGCUCUCUGGCCCAGUGCAGAAGCUCGUCAGCCCCUACGGAGGUGAAAAUGAAGCACAUUAAAGGGCAGGUGGAGAGUCACCCAGACCAGCCGUUGAAGGGGCUGCAGGGGCUCCAGAGACCGGGCCUGGCUCGGGUGCCUCUGUCCAGCAGUCCUGCCCGGGGCUCCUCCCUUGUCCUCCACCAUCCUUUCUCGUUUCCUCCACAGAUCCUCUUCCUCUGCCCCGUCCUCUCCUCUGCUGCUCCCAGUGGUUCACAGCACCCUGUGCUCUGCUCACACCCUGGUUCAAGUCCAGGCCAAGACCUCCGUUAAAAGCUUCAGACCCAGAGUGGCCCAUGGCUGUCCACCAGGCCCUGAAACACCUGCCCUCCAGUGCCACAUCCUUACCCUGUCCCCAAAGCUCCUCUCUCAGCCACCAACUCUGGGUUUAGAAACCCUCAACCCAGGACCCCCUUCACCCUCACCAUCUCCUCUCAUGUGCUCCUAGCUCCCCUGGUGUCUCCCUGUGCUGGACUUGCUGUCCUCCCUCAGAGUCCCUCAGAGGACCAUUCUGCUCCUGUGUGAUGUUAGAGAAACCUCAGUACCAAACAGACAUUGUGAAAAAGGAAAGUUAAAGGCAACAACAGAUCAAAGAUACACAUAUUCUAAAUAAAAACUCAGUGAAAAAAAUCAAUGAUGUAUUUAAAAAUUGAAUGUAUCUUAACCAAGUAAAAUUCAUUCCGGGAGAGUCAAGAGUUUUUGAUGUUAGAAAAAAAUCUAUUUUUGUGGUAACAAACUAAAUGGGAAAACCACUAAGUCCGUUUCAACCAGUGAGGAAGAGCAUACAAUCACAACAGCCUAGCAAAUUAGGACUAAGAGCAUUUUUGU
Messenger RNA from Sciurus carolinensis (gray squirrel), 4769 nucleotides. It is a transcript of the gene Mlph, whose product is annotated as melanophilin. Gene Ontology annotation, cellular component: cortical actin cytoskeleton. Gene Ontology annotation, molecular function: myosin binding; small GTPase binding; actin binding. The transcript is spliced from 16 exons. The record is from RefSeq and is a predicted model, not a curated record. Bases 141 to 1904 code for a protein of 587 amino acids. Gene Ontology annotation, biological process: intracellular protein transport. Lineage: Eukaryota; Metazoa; Chordata; Mammalia; Rodentia; Sciuridae.